Molecule: messenger RNA, 1846 nt
Organism: Colletotrichum scovillei
Lineage: Eukaryota; Fungi; Ascomycota; Sordariomycetes; Glomerellales; Glomerellaceae
Exons: 2
Coding region: 174-1253 (359 amino acids)
Cellular component (GO): TRAPPIII protein complex
Source: RefSeq, a predicted model, not a curated record
CGUCAUUUCGUCCCACCAACCCAUCUCUCCAACAUCUCUCACCUCUCCGUAUCUCCAAUUAUCAUAUCUCGUCCCGCGGCGUAUCCCCCGCUACCCGAGCCCGACGACACACCGAACCCUUCCAAACAACUCCCCCUCUCCCCAUCGUCCAGCGAGACGCGAACACCGCAAUAAUGAGCCAUCAAAGAUACCCGUCACACGACCCCCUCAAGGAGCCUCACUCCGUCUCCUUGAAAGUCCUCAGACUAUCCCGUCCCUCACUCGUAAUCCAACACCCGAUCCGGCCCCCGCUGACGCCCUCCAACCUCCCCGCCGACCCGACCCCGGCCUCCCUCGCCUACGACACAACCGCCUCAACGAACCCCUCCCCCUUCCUCCUCUCCCCGAUCCUCAAUCUCCCGCUGAGCUUCGGCUCCGCCUACGUAGGCGAAACCUUCAGCUGCACCCUCUGCGCAAACCACGAUGUCCCCGAGCCCGUAGCAGCAGUCCUGGGGGGAGGAGGACCCCUCGGCGCCACCGGUGCAGCAGCAGCAGCAGCAGCAUCUACGGCCCCGGCAAAACGCAAGAGCAUCCGCGACGUCCGCAUCGAAGCGGAAAUGAAGACCCCAGGCGCGAACUCGAUUCAGAAGCUCGACCUCUCCCCGCCAGACUCUACGGAUACCGGCGGCGGCGGCGGCGACGAUGACCUAAAGGGAACGGACCUCGAGGCCGGCGACACCCUCCAGCGCAUCGUAAAUUUUGACCUCAAAGAGGAAGGCAACCACGUCCUCGCCGUGACGGUGAGCUACUACGAAGCCACCGAGACCUCGGGCAAGACGCGCACCUUUCGGAAGCUGUACCAGUUCAUCUGCAAGUCCUCGCUCAUCGUCCGCACGAAAAUCGGCCCGCUUGCUCCCGCUUCUUCCGGCAAGAAACAGGGCGGCGGUGGUGGGCAGCGGCGGUGGGUUAUGGAGGCCCAGCUGGAGAACUGCUCCGAGGACGUGAUCCAGCUCGAAAAGGUGGUGCUGGAUCUGGCCGACGGCUUGGGCUACACGGACUGCAACUGGGAGACGGGCGGGGGCGCGCGGCCGGUGCUGCACCCGGGCGAGGUCGAGCAGGUGUGCUUCGUGGUGGAGGAGGCCGAGGGGACGAGGGCGCAGCCGGGCGAGGACGGGAGGAUCAUGUUUGGGGUCCUCGGGAUCGGGUGGAGGGGCGAGAUGGGGAAUAGGGGGUUUCUUUCCACGGGCAAGCUGGGCACGCGACACGUGGCGUGAGCGAGGGAGGUCUACUCAAGUCUCACGCACACAAAAGUCCAGACCAGCAAAACAGCAGUUGAGGCGUUCGUUGGGGUGGGAGGGGAAGGGGGAAGCAUUGUGUUGGUGAAGACGGCCCCGGCGACGGUGACAGCUGAGGAACGCGACGCAGAGCGCUCAAGGCGUCCCCAGAUUCAGCCCAGUGUCAAACCACACACAUCUCCACCAUCCGAGGAUUGGUAUACACGCACUACGCCUUGGGAAGAGCCGUGCUGAUGGCUUGAGAUCCCAUCAAAAAAAUCCAAAGGGAACUAGAUUACGGGAGCUGGAUCAGGUCUCCCGCGCACGGUCGAGGCGUUGAGCCGUGUUUCCGGGGCAAACGCCGCAUCACGAUGGAGGAGGAUGAGGAGGGUUAUCAUCCUUCGCUUCGUGGACGUUGUUGGACCUCUCUGCGUUGAAGGAAGGGGGGAAAAGGCGUGUCGGUGCUCAGGAGAAACGCAUCUUGGCAUCCCCAGCAGCUGAGAUGACCCUCGUUGAAGAUACCUACCCUGCUUUAGAGUGAGAAUCCCAUAGGCCGUGGCGUUCACGACGCUCGGAUGCGCCACUAAACCCGC